Serinus canaria (Common canary) is the source of this 3220-nucleotide messenger RNA. RefSeq names its product pyridine nucleotide-disulphide oxidoreductase domain 1 (gene PYROXD1). Lineage: Eukaryota; Metazoa; Chordata; Aves; Passeriformes; Fringillidae. The record is from RefSeq and is a predicted model, not a curated record. Gene Ontology annotation, molecular function: oxidoreductase activity; flavin adenine dinucleotide binding. The coding region runs from base 1 to 1500 and encodes 499 amino acids. The transcript is spliced from 12 exons.
AUGGCGGGGCCGGGCGGCGCGGAGCGGGGCCGCUUCGCCGUGGUGGGCGGCGGCAUCGCGGGGGUCACCUGCGCCGAGAAGCUGGCUGCAGAAUUCCCUUCAGAAGACAUUCUUUUAGUGACAGCUUCCCCAGUUAUAAAAGCUGUAACUAACUUCAAGCAGGUCUCCAAAACACUUGAGGAAUUUGAUGUUGAGGAGCAACCAAGUUCCCUAUUAGAAAAACGAUAUCCCAAUAUUAGAGUUAUACAGUCUGGAGUGAAACAGUUGAAAAGUGAUGAACAUAAAAUUUACACUGAAGAUGGGAAAGAAUACACCUAUGAAAAGCUUUGCCUGUGUGCAGGAGCCAAACCAAAAUUAAUUGUUGAAGGGAACCCGUAUGUGUUAGGAAUCCGGGACACUGACAGUGCACAGGCUUUUCAGAAGAAUUUGGCUCAAGCUGAGAGAAUAGUGGUGGUAGGAAAUGGUGGGAUUGCCCUUGAAUUAGUGUAUGAAAUUCAAGGCUGUGAAGUAAUCUGGGCUAUCAAGGACAAAGCCAUUGGGAACACUUUCUUUGAUGCAGGAGCAGCUGAAUUCCUCCUUCCCAAGCUCACUGCUGAAAGCCAAGAGACUCCCAUCGAGUGUAAAAGAACCAAGUACACAGUGGAAGGAAGUGAGGAGAAAGGAAGACCUCCAGGAGCAUCUGACAAGCUGGGCAGUGCCUUAGGCCCUGACUGGCACGAGGGCUUACACCUUAAAGGGACUAAGGAGUUUUCUCAUAAAGUACAUAUCGAAAUACUGUGUGAAGUAAAGAAAAUACACUUACAGCAAGAAUUUAUCCAGCUGCAGCAGACUUCCUUGGCUUUUCCUAAGGGAGAGAAAAAUGCAGAAGCAGAUGAGGUGCUGUGGCCUGUAUAUGUGGAAUUAACUAAUGGAAAAAUUUAUGGAUGCAAUUUCAUUGUCAGUGCAACUGGAGUUGUGCCAAAUGUUGAACCAUUUCUUGAUGGCAAUAAUUUUGCUGUGGGCGAGGAUGGAGGACUGGAGGUGGACAAGCACAUGCACACGUCACUGCCAGAUGUGUUUGCAGCUGGAGAUAUCUGCACAGCAGCAUGGGAGCCCAGCCCUGUGUGGCACCAGAUGAGACUGUGGACCCAAGCUCGGCAGAUGGGAUGGUAUGCAGCAAAGUGCAUGGCAGCAGAAGCUUUAGGGGAGUCUAUUGACAUGGAUUUCAGCUUUGAACUAUUUGCUCACAUUACAAAAUUUUUCAAUUACAAGGUGGUGGUUUUGGGAAAGUACAACGCUCAGGGCCUGGGCUCAGACCACGAGCUGAUGCUGAGGUGCACCAAGGGCCACGAGUACAUCAAAGUGGUGAUGCAGAACGGCCGAAUGAUGGGAGCUGUGCUCAUCGGUGAAACAGACUUGGAAGAAACCUUUGAAAACUUAAUUUUGAAUCAAAUGGACCUGUCAGCCUAUGGUGAAGAUCUCCUAAAUCCAGAUAUUGACAUAGAAGAUUAUUUUGAUUGAACAAUACCCCAUUCCCAUUUUGUAUGAAGCUUUGAUAGCAAGUCAUACAUCUUAGAAAACUGUUUUCAGGACUGAGGAUAAAUGCAAUCCUCUAUUAACAUUUUGGGUUGGUCUUGCCAAAAUACUGAGUGGUUACUGCCACAGGUACCAGCUAAUGGUGCAAUCUCUAUCGAGCUGGCUCAGAUGAACAGAGAAGAGUUUUAGGGCAGAGGGUGCUUAGAGCUCUUGCUACCUGGAAUGGAGGUUGCAAAUACGUGGCCUUACUCCAUUUUUUUUCCCUUUUUUUGCCCCCCAUAAGUUUACAUCUGAAAUAAAUGUAUUUUCUACUCAGUUAAGUACAGAACACAACCUUUGCACAAUGAAAGCCAGGAUGAGAUGGCAGUUGAGAGCAGCUUCUGAACUGCUUGUCCCUUCAGCUGUCCACGUGUUGGGGUAGAGCUGCACUGCACUGGACAGUGCCAGCCCUGGACAGCAAUGGUUCCAUCCUGGCUUUUGAUUUUGUUCCACAGUUGCUGCCUGAGAGCUGCUAUUUAUUUUGGGUCAAAUUUGGAACAAUUUAUUGUACUCAAUACAAAGCUGGCAGUACAUAUUGAGACCUGUCCCAGAUAAAUCACUUAAUUUUUUAGGUGAAUGACUGUUUUUAAUUACAUUUUCAAUUUUUGGCAAAGGUCUCCGCUAAAGGCUGGGUGAAAGACUAUAGGCUUUAGUCACUGUCACAAUUUUACCAGAAAAAUAAAGAUGAAGAGCAUGUUCUUAAUAGUAGUUGUAUAUUUGUUAUACAUGUAAGUGUAAGGGAGAAGAAUAAAAUGCAACCGCCCAGAACCUGCAUUUAUUAAUGCAACUGAACACGGCUUUCUGAUCUUUGACUGCUAAGAUGUUAAAAGUAAGAAAACAAAACUGAAUCUAGCAGUCAGCAUAUGUGCCUGAGAAUGCUUGGAGGCAGCAGUAGCUGCUGAGUGUUUCCUAGGCUGGCAGGUUGUCUUGUUUGUAAACUUAAAUUGAGGUACUUCUGCCAAGCACAGAAGUCAUCAAUUUCUAUCUGAAUAACAACCUAGAGAAGUCCAAUUUUAAGAGCAACAGACAUAUUUAAAAGGAAUAAAUACACAUCAUAUUUCACUCAUCAAUACAUACAGUAUUUCACUCCAACGUGGCACAGUGGGUGUAGGGACACUUGCAGAGAGGGCAGCGCCCACAUGGGCACAGCAGCAGCUCUGAGCCAGCCAGGGCUGCAGAGGAAUGAGGCUGGAGCAUCCCAGUCUCCAGCUGUCUGAUGUCACUCCCUGGGGCUGGUGACAGCAGCUGCCCUGGGGAGGCAGUGCCCUGGCUGCAGUGGGGUCACUGGUGAGGAGGAGAGUCACCUGCACAGCAGGCAGAAGGAACAGGAGGUGACAGGGUCUUCAUGCUGAGCUAAGGACCACCAAGUCCUGUGCUGCAAAGGAGAGAAAUCUCCAGAGGACUCUGAGGGGAGCAGGGGAGACUUCCACAGGAGGGAAGUCUGGAAACCUCUGCACCUCUGGCAGUCCUUUCCAGACUGCAUGAACCUGCCACAAUGUCUACAUUUCCAAAAGAGGUAAAAAGGCAACAUGGUCAUUAGAGAGGUUUUGUAAUCAUUGCUGUAUCCUAAGAUACACACCAGUUAUUUUGAUAUGAAACACUUUUUCAUCUUCUACUAGCCUUCUAGGUUCCCUGUUCAGUGUUUAUUAAAAAAAAAAAAUAAAAA